AAUUUACAGCAACGAGAGAGAGAGAGGAGGGUGGCAGAGGGAGGGAGAGAGAGAGCGAGUCAGAGAGGGAGAGAGAGGAACCGGCAGCAGAGGAAGAGAGAGGGAGCUUUUGAACUCCCAGUAGCUGUCAGGACUGCUGGCUCUCCUCCACGCUUUCUCGUCCCCCGGUCGAGCUCUGUCUCUCUGCGCCGCAAACACUGACACACACACACGCCAGGGAGCUCCAGCGGAUGGACUCGUUUACACACAGCAGGCGUGUGGAGAAGCGCUGAAGACGAGCCAAACGCACGCACACAGCGUCAUACAUGGAGCAAACUUUAACUCUCAACUCUUCUGCUGCUUCUUCAGAUGGCGACUACAGUGGAGUCCAGUUGCAGGGAUGCUGCAGCCAGAGCAGCCUGAACAGCAAUGGCAGUCUUCCAGGAGCGGGCAGCCGCCGGGGGGUUCCAGAGCAGCGCGUGGCCAGCUGGGCCGCCUGCUUCGAGCGGCUCCUCCAGGACCCAGUGGGCGUGCGCUACUUCUCGGAAUUUCUCAAGAAAGAAUUCAGUGAGGAGAAUAUCUUGUUCUGGCAGGCCUGUGAAUACUUCAGUCAUGUCCCAGCAACUGAUAAAAAGCAGCUGUCCCAGAGAGCAGGAGAGAUCUACAACAGCUUCCUGUCCAGCAAGGCCACCAUGCCGGUCAACAUCGACAGCCAAGCCCAGCUGGCCGACGACGUCCUCACCUCCCCACGCCCCGACAUGUUCAAGACCCAGCAGCUACAGAUCUUCAACCUGAUGAAGUUCGACAGCUAUUCCCGAUUCCUCAAGUCCUCCCUCUACCAGGAGUGUGUGCGCGCUGAGGUGGACGGUCAGCCCCUGCCGGACCCCUACCAGAUCCCCUGCAGCCCUGCGCCAUCCAAACACAGCGCCAGCUCGGACCGCUCCAGCCUGUCCACUCCGAAGAAGGAGGUCAGAAAGCAGAGGUCAGGGAGGUCACUGAACGAAGAGAGCAAAGACGAAAGCGCCGACAAGAAACGUGGGAUCUUCUUCUCGUGGUCCCGCAACAGGAGCUUUGGGAAGGGCCCCAAGAAGAAGGAAAUCGGAGACAUUAACCUCGACUACUACAGCAAUGGGCGGAGGGAAUCCCAGGGCUCCUUGUCGUCCGGUACCAGUUUGGAGAUGGCCACUUCCUGCUCUGCCGGCAAGAUUGAGUCUGAUAAUCGCCACUCAGUCUGGGAACGCUCCCCCAAACAAUGCAGCGUGAUUCUGCCCAACGGCUCCUGCUCCUCCAUCAGUCUUCGGCCCGGCGCCUCCAUCAGGGACGUCCUCCAUGAUCUCUGCCGGAGCAUCAGCGUCAACAUCGCAGCCGCCGACCUGUUCCUGGUGGGAGGGGAGAAGCCUUUGGUGUUGGACCAAGACUGCUUGACCCUCAGCUCACGAGACCUCAGGCUGGAGAAGCGAACCUUGUUCAGAUUGGACCUGGUUCCCAUUAACCGCUCCGUGGGCCUGAAAGCCAAACCCACCAAACCAGUCACUGAGGUCCUACGUCCUGUGGUGGCUAAAUAUGGCCUCCACCUCAGCGAUCUUGUGGCCAAGAUAAGUGGACAAACUGAGCCUUUGGAUCUGGGUGCUCCCAUAUCCAGUUUGGACGGCCUGCGAGUUGUGUUGGACAAAGCCGACCAAGCUUCAGGGAAAGCAGACAAAUCCAAGUCUUCCACCAUAAAAGGUCACCCUCCUACCAGGAGUUUUUCUGCAGCAGGAGAUGAGAGGUCAACACCCAAGGACUUUUCUGUGAGAGCAAGUGGACCAGACUCAGCACUCCCAGGGGAAAAGAGAAAACAGAAAAAGAUUAAUAUAGAUGAAGCUGAAGAAUUCUUUGACCUGCUGAGCCGGGCGCAGAGCGGCCGAGCCAACGACCAGCGCGGACUCCUGCGCAAAGAAGACCUGGUGCUUCCCGACUUCCUGCGUCUGAUCCCACCCGUCACCUCCUGCUCCGUCUCCUCUGACUUGGCCUGCUCCACUCCCGAUUCACUAAAACAGAGCAGAGAGAACGGCGUCCCCUCCCGGGCCCCCCUCACCUCCAGUCUUCGUUCGGAAAGCCUCGACUCCUCCCUCAGCUCUAGUGCCAACGGACACUCCAGGCGGUGCCUCAUGCCCCCUCCCCGCCACCCGACUUUCGGCAUGCACCUGUCCCCCAUCCCCCGGCCCUCAGACACCCGGCCGAGCCUCCGCACCGUGGAGGAGGACACCCACUGUGACCUGACACUCGUGGGCGAGGGCGACAUCAGCAGCCCCAACAGCACAUUGCUGCCCCCGUCGCCGUCCCCCAUGCUGUCCUUCAAUAGCAGCCUGCCCGAGGCCAACUUCACUCCGCCGCCACCCUACCCCAAGUCUCAAGACGCAGGUGGAGAGGGAAAGUCCACUUCAGGUAUUUCCACAGUGUAACCGACCAGUGCUCCUUGUGUUUGCGUGUGUCUGUCGUAUGUGCAUGUGUGCGCUCCCUCCGGUGGUCUCUACCCGACCACCACCCCGAUCAAACCCCCUCUACACUGACCCUGAUGCACUUUAAUGACAAAUUGAUAUUGACUCUUUCUCAGUUUGCCAAUUUCCUCUUAAACUAAUUUGUUUAGCUGAAACACAGCAGAGCAUGUGUGCGAUCGAUCGGGAUUUCACUCGGAUCAUCAUGUAAAUAGUGAUGUGUAUAUUUUGUUCAGUAAGUAACGUUUACGUUGAUGUCACUCCACACGACACAAACUGUUGGGUUCUGCCACAUGACCGGAGUUUAUUCCGGUUCGAAUUUAUGUUGUAGGGUUUGGGUGCAUGAGAACGCUGAUGUAACUGACUGCUGAGCUUUUUUUUAUAUAAAUGAAUAUUGCAUACAGAUCAAUAAUAAUCCAUAUUUGACAGAACUGUGGUCAGUAAAUGUUGUACUGAGGUUUAUAGUUCAGAGCAGCCGAACGGUGGAACGUCUCGAGAUCAGCAGGUGUUUACAGCAGUUACUGGUUCAUCGUAUACAGUUAGAAAACAUCGGAGGUCAGACCCAUAGAAAUGUUGCACAGUGUUGGACGUGCCGAUGCUAAAUGGUCAUUACAAAACAAAUGCUGUGUUCCUCUCCAUCCCACCUCCUCCAGUUAAGAGCAAUUCAACAAGUUUCUUCUUCUCCUCCUCCUUAUGUAACUCUCCAUAACCGGUGACUCAUUAAACGGUGUCAGAUCGUGCUGCAGCAGUUUGAGCAGCGGUGAAAAUAAUUCGUCACCGAAGGACCAAGUGCUGCUCAAAGCCGGUGACACUGUUGAAUUGCCUGUCAUUCUUUAUCUGGGUCACCCCAUUCCCUCCCUAUCUCUCCCCCUGUCUCUCUCAUUCUCAGAUUCCUGUUGUAGAUAAUCACUGCCAAUAAACUCUGUACCUGUGAUUGAGUAGAUCUAAUAAAUGUUAGAAUUGGAAA
Messenger RNA from Pleuronectes platessa (European plaice), 3423 nucleotides. Its product is annotated as regulator of G-protein signaling 12. The record is from RefSeq and is a predicted model, not a curated record. The transcript is spliced from 15 exons. Gene Ontology annotation, biological process: signal transduction. Gene Ontology annotation, molecular function: GTPase activator activity. The coding region runs from base 306 to 2423 and encodes 705 amino acids. Lineage: Eukaryota; Metazoa; Chordata; Actinopteri; Pleuronectiformes; Pleuronectidae.